CACGCAAGCUGUAUAGGCAUUUGCGCAUAAUAGAAUACGCUUUCAGACAGGAGGUGAAAACUUUGGUACUCCACCCAUCCCAUCUGUUUCCGUAACUUGCCAUUCACAUUUUCUGCUGGCAACAACAUAUACGAACUUCUGAGCUGCUAGCAACAAUGGCUUUCGAACUUCAGAUACACUCUAUUUACAAGUGCGCCGCAAUCUACCCACCUCAUGUGAACCAGCCCUCUCCACCUACCUCGCAGCACUUAAAAAUAGGCACCUCCUCAACCUCAACAGACCUUCCCGCUCUCGGAUUACUCGUAGCUGUCUGCGAUGAGACCUCGUACUUUCACGCACCCGGCAAGCCAGCGAAACCGCAUUCGUGUUAUGUCGCCCAGUACAAUCGGACGACGAAAGAGGCAAUCAUCUUUCUCGGAACUGAGCACCCUGUGUCGGCCCACCGCUUCUUGCCGGUUUAUCAGGGAUCGGAGAAAAACGUCGCCGGGCAUCUCACAACUAUGCCGCCCUACGCACUCCCCAGGGGAUUUUAUCUCAACUUUACAACCCCACUCCGCGUGUAUUUGUAUGCUCUUCCCGCUACAUCGACCCUCAACUCCUUGAAGAGCACCCUCAGCACCGACACCACCAUAACGGCCCCACCGCCAGCAACAAUCCCUGCGCGUCCAUAUGAUGCCGGGUCUUUUUGUUUGGAUCCCACAUCACGCAGAAUCUUCUGGGAAGCUCACCGUUCCUACCACAUAGAGCGGUGGCGUCGCCUAAACGAAGGCCAACCUGCGAAUGAGGAUAGCGGAUCGGACGAUGAAAGUAGUGAUGAUACGAGAGGGUUGCAAGGGGGUGAUGCGCAGAAUGUUGUCGCCAGGGGAGGGGAGGACAGAGGCGCGGUCACCCCGGAAGGUCGAAGUGCAGAGAGCGGGAACCAACUUGGGGGAAAGGGUCUGAAGGGUACUCAUUAUCCGCUUGGAACUGAAUGUUGUGACGAUUUGGAGUGGGACGAUGAGGACUUUGACCUGGCACGCCCUUGUCCUAUCGUCCGUCCAUCUCGUCACAUACAUAUCGCGGGGGUAACUCACAACCUUGGAACUGAGGGUUGCGACGAUUUAGAAUGGGACGACGACGAUUUUCAGGUGGACCCGAGACGAGCCCCAGCCGGUCUUUUCAUUGGUUCAGUGCCAAAAGGAUGAAAAGCGUGUUAGUUACACACAGCUUGAAUUUGCAUACAGUUUUACACUAAUUUAGUGUAAAAC
Fimicolochytrium jonesii is the source of this 1247-nucleotide messenger RNA. RefSeq lists its product as uncharacterized. NCBI's taxonomy places the organism in Eukaryota, Fungi, Chytridiomycota, Chytridiomycetes, Spizellomycetales, Powellomycetaceae. Bases 156 to 1184 code for a protein of 342 amino acids. The transcript has 2 exons. The record is from RefSeq and is a predicted model, not a curated record.